Molecule: messenger RNA, 581 nt
Organism: Zerene cesonia (dogface butterfly)
Lineage: Eukaryota; Metazoa; Arthropoda; Insecta; Lepidoptera; Pieridae
Gene: Chrac-14
Product: DNA polymerase epsilon subunit 3
Exons: 1
Coding region: 128-487 (119 amino acids)
Biological process (GO): DNA damage response; heterochromatin formation; leading strand elongation
Cellular component (GO): CHRAC; epsilon DNA polymerase complex
Molecular function (GO): chromatin DNA binding; protein heterodimerization activity
Source: RefSeq, a predicted model, not a curated record
UGUCAUCAGUCAAACGUCAAAUAAUUGUCAAUGCAUAAACCAACUUAGCGCGGCAUUUUGUAUUUCAGCAUUGUGUUCUUUUACUUUUUCUCGAUAUAUUGUAUUAAAUGAUAGCUUAUUCGCAAUUAUGGCAGAAAAACUCGAAGAUCUAAAUUUACCGCUCACUGUGGUUACACGAAUCGUUAAAGAGGCCUUGCCCGAAGGAGUUUCUAUAUCAAAAGAGGCGCGAACAGGUUUGGCUAAAGCUGCGUCUGUUUUUGUACUAUACGUUACUUCUGCGGCAACUAAUAUUGUUAAGAACCACAAAAGGAAAGCUUUAACCGGCCAGGAUGUAUUAGAAGCUAUGGCUGAUAUAGAAUUUGAUAGAUUCAUGGAGCCCUUAAGAGAUGCCUUAGAACAAUACAAAAUCACGGCUUCAGCCAAAAAAUCAGCCGCUGGUAAGAAAAAGGACGAAGAAGAUGUAGAAAUGGUUGAAGAAGAUGAAUGAAUAUCGAUCUUUUUAGUUUUAAAUCUGUGUACCUUUGUGAUAUUGUGAUGAAUUGUUCUAUGUAAGUUAAACAUGGUAAAUAUUUUGUUUAUCA